AGUCUAUACGUUCCUGCUCAGUUAUACGACCGAGUGUGAGCAAGUCGAGUCACCAUGCCUCAACAAGUUUUCCUGUUCUUGCUGUGUCUUCUACCAGUGUACUGUCACUGGGGUCAUCAUGGCCAUUCCGGCCACCACGGUCACCCUUUCCAUCACAACCAUGGGUUCCGUCAUAAUCCUGAGUUCCAUCAUAAUCCUGGGUUCCAUCACACCCCUGGGUUCCAUCACACCCCUGAGUUCCAUCACCAUCAUGGUUUCCAUCACCCACCAAGCUUUCCUGGUCCGCACAAUUUUCCACCCAAUCAUCAUCCUUUCCACCAUCCCCAUCAUAAUCACAACUUCCCUCACACCUGGGAGUACCACCAAGUUCACGGGUUCAUUCAUCCGUGGCACACCACACCGACACCUGCUACCACCAGCUCGACAACGGUGCCAACCACAACUACUGUGAAGACAACUACCCCUCAACCUGAUCCCUUCGACCAGAUACACUGUGACCUUAACGAUAUCUAUGAGGAUCUUCAAUAUUACUGCCAUAAUACCACAAGGGAAACCACUGGUAGAGACAGCUAUCGCAUCAAUGUGCCUCUCAAAGGGUUUCAGAAGGAAGAUAUCCAGGUGAGAAUGAAGCACCGGGUGGUGUCCAUCACAGCGUCUGGUAAUGACGGAAGCUACCAAGAGCUGGUCAUAGCACCGACGUUUGUGGACCCUCAACAUGUGAAAUGGGUAUACGAUGGUGUGGCUUUAAAUGUAAACUUUUUGAAGGUACAAAUAUAGAUUAUAACAGUUUAAUGAUUAUUGUGAAGGAACUUCAUUAUAGCUGGGUAUUUUGUGUUUUGUAUCAAAUUAAUAAAUAAACAUUCAUUAUG
Molecule: messenger RNA, 869 nt
Organism: Ostrinia furnacalis (Asian corn borer)
Lineage: Eukaryota; Metazoa; Arthropoda; Insecta; Lepidoptera; Crambidae
Product: polyadenylate-binding protein 1-B-like
Exons: 1
Coding region: 55-777 (240 amino acids)
Source: RefSeq, a predicted model, not a curated record